Messenger RNA from Xyrauchen texanus (razorback sucker), 10238 nucleotides. Its product is annotated as paxillin-like. The record is from RefSeq and is a predicted model, not a curated record. Gene Ontology annotation, biological process: endothelial cell migration; substrate adhesion-dependent cell spreading; transforming growth factor beta receptor signaling pathway. The transcript is spliced from 14 exons. Lineage: Eukaryota; Metazoa; Chordata; Actinopteri; Cypriniformes; Catostomidae. Bases 477 to 3623 code for a protein of 1048 amino acids.
CCGCCUCAGACCUGCGCCUUUCAAACAGCAGGACAACUUCAGCACAAACUUGUGUGGUGUAGUAAUAACGGACUCAUUCUUCUCCAGAUUCGGAUAUAGGAGUAAAGCGCCUCUGGAAGCCGGGGACAUGGAUGAUCUAGAUGCAUUGCUUGCAGAUCUCGAGUCUUCCACCGCUCAUAUCUCCAAGUGCCCUGUGUUUCUGCCCGAAGAGACACCAUAUUCUUCCCCCACCGUAGGGUCACCUUUUUCAGGAUGACUCCCCACCUCCACCACUGCCCCCUCCACCCUCAGCUGAGGCCCUGAACGGAUCACUCUCUCCUCGGCCCGACUCACAGCACUCUUCUCAACAGUCUUUAGGGUCUGCCCAUAAAAGCACGUUGUCUCGGGACAGCAGUCCGCCAGCCUCGCAUACUGAAGACGACCACGUUUACAGUUUUCCCAACAAACAGAAGAACUCUGACUCAUCGGCGGCAGCCAUGACCUCUGCCCUGGGCAGCAACCUGUCUGAACUGGACCGCCUGCUUUUGGAACUCAAUGCCGUCCAGCAGAAUGCACCGUCUUAUUCCAGUACAGAGGAUGCAGCACCUCCAUUGCCACCGUGCAGUGUUGCCCAUUAUAUUCAGGAUAAUGGAGCCCAACCAGGUAUUACACUGAUCCCUGCAGCCCAGGACAAACCUCAGCGAAAUGGGACGAAGGGGACAGAGGACAGCCGUCCAUCUGUGGAGAGUCUUCUGAAUGAGCUGGAGACCUCAGUGCCUUGCCCAAUACCCACUCCUUGUGCUCUGACCGGUGAUUUGACGGACGGACAAGUGGACACAACUUCUGAGCAGCAGGGCAGAAUAUCAGCCACCUCAGCUACACGAGAUCUGGAUGAACUCAUGGCCUGUCUGUCUGACUUUAAGCCAAGUUCUUUGGGCUCCCUGAACUCUGAGCCACUGUUUGAACAAACUUCUACCAUUGCUGAAAUUCAUCCGCCACCUGUGACUCCACUGUCCAAAUCCCUGUUCCAUAGCCACCCAGUGGAACCAAGUCUGUAUUCCCCUAGUCUCUCCCCAGCUGUAAACUUUGAGCUGCACAUUGUCGAGGAUUCUGGCGAAGCAGGGACUGCACCAUCCAGUGGCAUCUCAAAUCUGCCCGCUUCCUCUAGGCUGUCUCCACAUGCAGUAUCCAGCUCUCAUUUUUCUCCGGCACAUGAUCCAGACCUCAAUUCUAUCAUUGAUGUUUCUGCAUCCCUGCUCUCCUCACAGAUGGAGUCUCUAGUUGUUCUGACUCAGACUGUAACAACCACCACUACCAAUGCAUCCUUUGACAUAACUGGUGAUCAUGACCCUUGUCCUGUCAAAGAAGGAAACCCUUCUGCGUAUCUGACAAAUUCUGUUCUGAAGUCCUAUUCGCCGAUCACAAAGUCUCCUAGUCCAACAAGUGCUCCAGCGACCAGUAGAGCUUCAGAGAGAGUUAGUCCAUUGGUGACACCAGCAUCUGUUGAUCUAUAUCUAUCCAGCUCUGAACCAAAUCCUUCAACUCCAAGCCCGAUUCCAUCUAUUCCCAGAUCUACUGUGUCUCCUCUUCCUGCAGUCACAGAAUCACCUGUUGUACCAUUUCAGUCCCUUCCCAAAGCUGCUUCACCCUUGUUUGUCCUUGCUUCUGGUCUAUCUCCAUCAGUUCCCAAGUCUCCCAGCCCUAAACCACCAUCAGACAAGCUUGACUCUGCUAUCUCUAAGAAACUCUUAGAGCCAUCUCUUGAUGAUGCCUUGGAUAAGCUUCUGGCCAUGAGCUUCAGCAAACCUGAGAUGGAGUCUCCAAUCACUCACUCAGUGGCUCCACGGCUCAACUUGGAGACACAACCAGAGAUCUACGAGGAGACAAUAAUGGCAUCAGAUUGCAGUGAGAUCCAUCCUGACACUCACACAGAGAGUGAGGUAGGGGAUGGUAUCUUAGAGGACCAGUCGGACUGCAGGAGUGAUCUCGACUGGGCUGAAAUGGAGCUGAAGAUGGCCUACGAAGGACAAGAUGGCUCCAUGACGCCUAUGACCGAGGCAAGCUGGAUGGAUGAUUCACUCACUCCGUCGUCUUGUCCUGGAACCCCAGACGCCCAGAUGGACCUUCCCAUGCUUCAUAUGGCAGGCACUAUGGACAGGAUCUCUGCCUCUGGACAUCUCAAAUCAGUGAUUAGACGCACCAAGGAGAUUCCCAACGUCCACCCCAUGUACCGGGAUGGCCUUAUACGUAGGAAGAUGGGCCCAGUCAUUUACCACAAGAGCAACUCCCAGGACCGGCUCAUUGAGGAACUGCAGGGCAAGCUGGGAAUUGCCCGUAAAGAGCGGCCAAAGAAGCAACAGCCGGAUGAUUGGCUGACAGAAGGUGUCAUCGUUAUGUCCAACCCCAAGCGCUCACAGGAAGACCACAAUAGGGAUGCGGAUAAGAUAAUAAUACAUCCCGAGUCUCCUCUUCCUCAGAGGAAGGUGAUCUUACCUCCCCUAUCACCCCCGCUCCCUCGCCCCCCUCCCCCCAUCGAGGAACCGAAGCGCCCCCUUCCCGUCAGAGCAGUUCCUGCCCCUUUGCCCCCGCCCCCACCACCUGCCCCCUCACCCCCUCCAAGAGAACCCACCCCUCCUCUUCAGCCCCCUCCAAUUCCACCUAAGCCCCUGACCCCUGAACCCGUGGAAGUUCCGGCUCCCACCCCAAAGCCCAGUCCGGCACCCCUCCCCAUACCCACCACUCUACCUGCCCCUGUGGCCCCGCCCAAAGUGCUGUUAUCCGUGGGCAGCCAGACGGAAUACGACCCUCUGUUUCCUCCAAUGCAGAUUAUGGCCCAAGGGAAGACACCACACACACAGGUCAAUAAACUGGACAACAUGCUGGGCAGUCUGCAGUCUGACCUCCACAAGCUGGGUGUGCAGACGGUUGCCAAGGGAGUGUGUGGCGCCUGCUGCAAACCCAUUGUUGGCCAGGUGGUAACAGCCAUGGGACGUACAUGGCAUCCAGAGCAUUUUGUGUGCACACAUUGUCAGGAGGAGAUCGGAUCGAGAAACUUCUUUGAGCGGGACGGGCAGCCAUACUGCGAGAGAGAUUACCACCAUUUAUUCUCUCCACGCUGCUACUACUGUAACGGACCCAUACUGGAUAAAGUUGUAACAGCACUAGAUCGGACGUGGCACCCUGAACACUUUUUCUGUGCCCAGUGUGGGGCGUUUUUUGGUCCUGAAGGGUUCCAUGAGAAGGACGGGAAGGCGUACUGUCGUAAAGACUACUUUGAUCUCUUCGCUCCUAAAUGUGGUGGCUGUGCUCGUGCUAUCCUGGAGAACUACAUCUCUGCCCUGAGCAGUCUCUGGCAUCCAGAGUGUUUUGUGUGCAGGGAGUGUUUCACACCCUUCAUCAACGGCAGUUUCUUCGAGCAUGAUGGUCAGCCGUACUGUGAGGUUCAUUAUCACUCUCGCCGCGGCUCGCUGUGUUCCGGCUGUCAGAAGCCGAUCACCGGCCGUUGCAUCACAGCGAUGGGCAAGAAGUUCCACCCCGAGCAUUUCGUCUGUGCCUUCUGCCUGAAACAGCUCAACAAGGGCACCUUCAAAGAGCAGAACGACAAACCCUACUGCCAGGGCUGCUUCAUCAAGCUCUUCAGCUAGAUUGACGACUGACUGACUGACUGAUGUGUGUGUGUGUGUGUGUGUGUGUGUGUGUCGCGUGUGUGUCUGUGUGUGUGUGUGUGUGUGUGUGUGUGUGUGUGUGUGUGUGUGUGUGUGUUAGGCCCGUUUCACACAUCCUGUAUUCAUUUCGCCUCCAGUAUUAACAGGUUACAGCAACUCAAAGUAGAGUUUGGGCGCUGAGACAAACUUUACAUUUUGCAAUAUAGGUUUUUAUGAAAUGACAUGAUAUACUCACCCAUUGAAUGCAAAAAAAAAAAGUUGAUUGUUGAGGGUUUCAUUCAAGUUAUUCACUGUGAAAUGCAAAACAAAAAACACACUCGGGAAGUUUGACUGAAUUUUGAAGGAUUAUUUCGGUAGAAAGCCAGAGCUCCAGAUGCAGGACGUGUGAAACAGGCCUUGUUCACGUGUCUGACUCUUGAGAUCCCGAAAUGACGUUGCUUGUCAGGUUAAUGGAUUGAUGAUGGAUGCUCUGGAAUAACAGGAUGUUUGUAGAUGGUGUCAGAGGAAAGUUUAGUGUUUAUUUGGAGAGCGUGUGAAAAAUGUUUUGUGCUCACUGGCUGAGCUGGAAAGAAGCUGAAAUGGGAGGUUCAAGAAAAUGAGAAAAUUGUGGAGGAUUUUUCACUUGUACGGGAAACACGAUCAACAAUAACUGUGAAAUCAACAACUGGAAAACAGGAAUAUCUGGGGGAAUUUCAAGGAAUGUCCAGGUCAUAUUUCACCUCAAAAUUAUUAUAAGAAAUGAAAUAAACAUUAUAUUUUGCAUAAAGACAAUGAAGCUUGUAUUUAGACCCCCCCCACAUUUACAUUUAUGCAUUUGGCAGACGCUUUUAUCCAUAGUGACUUACAGUGCACCUAUAACAGGGACAAUCCCCCCCGGAGCAACCUGGAGUUAAGUGCCUUGCUCAAGGACACAAUGGUGGUGGCUGUGGGGAUCGAACCAGCAACCUUCUGAUUACCAGUUAUGUGCUUUAGCCCACUACGCCCCACACACACACACCCUAUUAUAAUAAUGAAAAUCACCCUUUCCAGACACGAUACAUUUUUUAUGUAAAUUCGAUAUAAUCGAAACCAUAAUGUCACAAUGUAAAUAAUCUCAAUUUCUUGCAUCUUCUUAAACAAUAUAUUAUUUGUUAUAAUCAGUAUUAUUAAUAUUUUUAUUUUAUUUUGCUUAUAUUUUGGGGUGCAAUAUGACCCUGACAUGUUCUUGACCGCUUCUGAAAGAUUCAUACUACUCUACUCAACAUUGAAUUUCACUUUUAGUGCCUUGUUUUGUACAACAAAUUAUUUUAAAAGUCACUAAAUAUACCAAAAGUUUUACCAUUUCUCAUGAAUGUUACAGAUUGAAAGAUUGAAGUUCUGAUUAUUUGUUACGAAGCUCGUGUGGGCAUUUGGGCACUGCAAAAACAAUAUAUAUAUAUAUAUAUAUAUAUAUAAGUAACUUUUAAUAACAACUCACAUGUGGAACCCCGUAGCUGUGAUUGUAUCCUACUGAUAUUCAGACUUUUAAUUCAGGGGAGUUUAUGAAUCAUAAUAAGAUCUGAUCUGGAAGUUGCAUUUUAUUAAAGGAAUAUUCCGAGUUAAAAACAACUUUCGCUAGAAUGUAAAAUAUGUAGCAUGAUGUUGAUUUCCACAGUCAUUUUGACCCGUUCAUUAAAAACAAAGGAAAAAUGCAUGUUAAGUCAUGCACUUACAAUGGAAGUCUAUGGGGCAAUUGUACAGCAGGGGUGGCGUUUGCGUACGGCAGUUACCAUAGCAUGCAAAUAAAACCAGGAACAAACAUGCCUCAUUAAGAUGCCGUUUGCUCGUCACUUCCCCAGAGCAUUAUCAGCACAACUGUACGAAUCAUCUUACAAUUAUGGGCUGUUUCCCAAAGGCAUCGUAAUUUAAAUACUUGAAAAUGCUCAUAGAUCUAGUGUACUGGAGUAGGGACAUAUUACAUUUAUUUACAUUUAUGCAUUUGGCGACUUACAGUGCACUUAUUACAGGGACAAUCCCCCCGGAGCAACCUGGAGUUAAGUGCCUUGCUCAAGGACGCAAUGGUGGUGACUGUGGGGAUCGAACCAGCAACCUUCUGAUUACCAGUUAUGUGCUUUAGCCCACUACACCACCACCACUCUGUGAGACAUAUCUGACAUUUGCAGACACCUACAGGACAAUCACAAAAUUACACCUCAUGCAAUUGAAUACAGUUAAUGUCUUGCACGUGAUGCACUUUAUGCAGACGUAUGCAAUGUGACCCUCAUCAUGAAAUGUUAAAUGAUGUGCCUAAUUAAUAAGCUCUACUUAUAUCAAUGAACCUAAAUAGGCCUAUUUCAUUCAUCUAAUAUGUAAUGAUAUACAGUUUGAAAUGAAUGCAUAAAAUAGAUCCAUUUUUGAUCCAAAAAUUCAAUUGCAUAAAUCAGUUAUUCACUGACACAUGUUUUUGAAUUACACAUUAAAUUCAGAGGGGCUUUGGGAUGUUGUAUAUUGUGCACUUGCAAUAGGCCCAAUGAUAACACUGUAAACAUUUAUGUGCAAAUGAAACACUAAACCACACUUAUGAUGGACAAAGCAUUGAUUAUUGAUUGUGUAAACAAUCACGUCACGUUUCAGCACUCACGCCGGGACAGCGACUCUUAUGAAGCACUUGCGAAGUGCAAUUUUGGGUUGGUGGUUGGUUAUCCAAGGAGUUUUUUGCCAUACACUGUUUUUAUUUAACUCCGCCGCUGGUGCACAUCAUGAAUAAACGUUGAAAAUAUAAAAUGGUCACGCUGUUUGGAAAGGAUAACCAUGAUGCUUAAACAAUACAGGUGUUAACAUGAGACUGGUGUGAUGUCUGCUUAUCCAGUCUUUCAACUCAUGUGAGGACCGUGUAAACUCAUGCGAGGGUACCAGAAAGGGAAGACAUAAUUGAUCGUUUAUUUAUGUUAUUAUGUUGUUAUUGAUUAACUCGUGUUAAUGCUUUAACAAAAACACAAGUUUAAAGUUUCUGCGGUUAAACUCUUAAUCACAGGCCCCAUAGACUUCCAUUAUAAGAGCAUUUCUGAAAAUGCAUUUUCUUUUGAUUUUGCAAACUGAGAGACAAGUCAACAUCAUUACACAUUAUUUUAUGUAUUUGUGUGUGUGUUUGUUUGUGUUUGUUUGAGUGUGUUUGUUUGUGUGAGUGUGUGUGUGUUUGUGUGAGUGAGUGUGUGUGUGUGUGAGUGAGUGUUUGUGUGAGUGUGUGUGUGUGUGUGAGUGUGUGUGUGCACUUGUGUGAGUGAGUGUGUGUGUGAGUGUGUUUGUGUGAGUGUGUGUGUGUUUGUGUGAGUGAGUGUGUGUGUGUGAGUGUGUGUGUGCACUUGUGUGAGUGAGUGUGUGUGUGAGUGUGUUUGUGUGAGUGUGUGUGUGCUUGUGUGAGUGUGUUUGUGUGAGUGAGUGUGUUUGUGUGAGUGAGUGUGUGUUUGUGUGUAUGUGUGUUUCAGUGUAUGUGUGUGUUUGAGUGUGUGCUUGUGUGAGUGUGUUUGUGUGAGUGUGUUUGUGUGAGUGUGUGUGUGUGUGUGCUUGUGUGAGUGUGUUUGUGUGUGUGUUUGUGUGAGUGAGUGUGUUUGUGUGUGUGUGCUUGUGUGAGUGUGUUUGUGUGAGUGAGUGUGUUUGUGUGUAUGUGUGUUUCAGUGUAUGUGUGUGUUUGAGUGUGUGCUUGUGUGAGUGUGUUUGUGUAUGUGUGUUUCAGUGUAUGUGUGUGUGAGUGUGUGCUUGUGUGAGUGAGUGUGUUUGUGUGUAUGUGUGUUUCAGUGUAUGUGUGUGUGAGUGUGUGCUUGUGUGAGUGUGUUUGUGUGAGUGAGUGUGUUUGUGUGUGUGUGUGUAUGUGUGUUUCAGUGUAUGUGUGUGUGAGUGUGUGUUUGUGUGAGUGAGUGUGUUUGUGUGUAUGUGUGUUUCAGUGUAUGUGUGUGUGAGUGUGUGCUUGUGUGAGUGUGUUUGUGUGAGUGAGUGUGUUUGUGUGUGUGUGUAUGUGUGUUUCAGUGUAUGUGUGUGUGAGUGUGUGCUUGUGUGAGUGUGUGUGUGUGUGUGUGUGUGUGUGUUUCAGUGUAUGUGUGUGUGUGAGUGUGUGUGUGUGCUUGUGUGAGUGUGUUUGUGUGUGUGUGUGUGUGAGUGUGUGUGUGUUUGAGUGAGUGAGUGUUUGUGUGAGUGUGUGUGUGUUUGUGUGAGUGUGUGUGUGCACUUGUGUGAGUGAGUGUGUGUGUGAGUGUGUGUGUGUGAGUGUGUGUGUGCUUGUGUGAGUGUGUUUGUGUGUGUGUGUUUGUGUGAGUGAGUGUGUUUGUGUGAGUGAGUGUGUUUGUGUGUAUGUGUGUUUCAGUGUAUGUGUGUGUUUGAGUGUGUGCUUGUGUGAGUGUGUUUGUGUGAGUGUGUUUGUGUGAGUGUGUGUGUGCUUGUGUGAGUGUGUUUGUGUGUGUGUUUGUGUGAGUGAGUGUGUUUGUGUGUGUGUGCUUGUGUGAGUGUGUUUGUGUGAGUGAGUGUGUUUGUGUGUAUGUGUGUUUCAGUGUAUGUGUGUGUUUGAGUGUGUGCUUGUGUGAGUGUGUUUGUGUGAGUGUGUGUGUGUGCUUGUGUGAGUGUGUUUGUGUGUGUGUUUGUGUGAGUGAGUGUGUUUGUGUGUGUGUUUAUGUGUGUUUCAGUGUAUGUGUGUGUGAGUGUGUGCUUGUGUGAGUGUGUUUGUGUGAGUGAGUGUGUUUGUGUGUGUGUGCUUGUGUGAGUGUGUUUGUGUGAGUGAGUGUGUUUGUGUGUGUGUAUGUGUGUUUCAGUGUAUGUGUGUGUGAGUGUGUGUUUGUGUGAGUGAGUGUGUUUGUGUGUAUGUGUGUUUCAGUGUAUGUGUGUGUGAGUGUGUGCUUGUGUGAGUGUGUUUGUGUGAGUGAGUGUGUUUGUGUGUGUGUGUAUGUGUGUUUCAGUGUAUGUGUGUGUGAGUGUGUGCUUGUGUGAGUGUGUUUGUGUGAGUGUGUGUGUGUGUGAGUGUGUGUGUGUGUGCUUGUGUGAGUGUGUUUGUGUGUGUGUGUGAGUGAGUGUGUGAGUGUGUGUGUGUUUGAGUGUGUGUGUGUGUGUGUAUGUGUGUUUCAGUGUAUGUGUGUGUGAGUGUGUUUGUGUGAGUGUGUGUGUUUCAGUGUAUAUGUGUGUUUGAGUGAGUGUUUGUGUGUGUAUGUGUGUUUCAGUGUAUGUGUGUGUGAGUGUGUUUGUGUGAGUGUGUGUGUUUCAGUGUAUAUGUGUGUUUGAGUGAGUGUUUGUGUGAGUGUGUUUGUGUGUGUGUGUGUGUGUGUUUCAGUGUAUGUGUGUGUGUGAGUGUGUGUGUGUGCUUGUGUGAAUGUUUUUUUUUUGUGAGUGUGUGUGUGCUUGUGUGAGUGUGUUUGUGUGUGUGUAUGUGUGUUUCAGUGUAUGUGUGUGUGUGUGAGUGUGUUUGUGUGAGUGUGUGUGUGUGUUUCAGUGUAUAUGUGUGUUUGAGUGAGUGAGUGUGUGUGUGUGUGUGUGUGUGUGUGUUUGAGUGUAUGUGUGUUUCAGUGUAUGUGUGUGUUUGAGUGAGUGAGUGAGUGUGUGUGUGUGUGUUUGAGUGUAUGUGUGUGUGUGUGUGUGUGUGUGUGUGUGUGUGUGUAUGUGUGUUUCAGUGUAUGUGAGUGUUUGUGUGUGUGUGUGUGUGUUUGAGUGUGUGUGUGUGUGUGUGUGUGUCACUCAAUUAAAUGUAAUUAUCCACUUAAUGAAAGUCAGAUGUGAAUUGUUCAUCUUAAUAGCUGUGACAAUACUGUGCAAUUCUCAACCCUUGAAUACAGAAUAUGAUUGGUUUAGAAAUGAGUAUCUGAUACUUUCUCGCUCCGAGACGAAUCUAGACGAGAUGAAAACUGCUGUAUUAUUAAAUUCUACUCGUGUCUCUUUUAGUUUUGUCUGUUUUGCAGGAAGUCUUAAGUGUCUUUCAGAAAUCGUAACGGCCGAGUUUUGAAUACUUGCCGUGAUGUUGCAAAAAGGGUGAAUUGGGGAAGACUUUCUUACAUUUUUAGAAACAUAUUGUAACUGGAAUAGAAGUAUUUUCGGAUUGAGAGUAUUCCCAAAUGUGUGUUGGAAUGACAUUGUCAAAUAAGAUCUGAUGUUCUGCACCAGCAAGUGUUUAUUAUAUGAUAAUAUAAUGUGCCAGAUAUCUGUGAGUGUCAUUCUUUCUCAAGCGCUGUUGUGCGAAUGUUACUUUGAAAGUAGACAAUAAUUGUUUUGAUUGAAUUCGCUUUAAAAAUGCCUUAUUUGAUUACUCAACUGUAAUGAUUGCUCUUGUUUGUCACGGUUUGUCUCACUCCUAAUCGCUGAUGUGCCAAAAGAACCUGCAGUGGAGACGAGGAUGUCUGUAUGUUUUAAUCACAUUUACACUGGUUCAAUGAUUUGAUUUUGUUUAUCUUGAGAUAUGUUUAUUAUCUAAAAAAAAAAAUGAUCUCUAGCCUUUUUUUCCAAACGUUUUAUUUCCCUUCAUAUAUUAUAUUAUUUACCCAAUGUGAACACGGCUAUGCAUAUUAUAAUUAUUUCUCUCCCGUAACACGGUCACAUUUUAUUCUGUGAGUAUUUGUUACCAUUUCUGUUCAUGAUAUAAACAAAUAAAUGUGGUGUUUUAAUGCA